CGAGGUAACCCACUCACAACCCCGGAAGUCCACUAUUGCCAUGUAUUUGCGACAGUUAUUUAGUAAAAACUAAAUUAAAAUACGCAAUACAAUGGCCAGGCACAGUCCAUAUUCCACUAGACAACAUUUUUUAAAAUGUAUUUUUUCUAUUUUCUUGAACGCUUAAAAAGACCGGAAGUACCACAGUUAUCUUGUAUUUUCGACGCCAAAACAAAAAUAACAAUUUUGAAGUGCUCAAAAUGUCACGGAGAUUUUACUGUGUAUUUCUAUGCUUUUAUAACAUUAUUUUCUCCAGGUCUUGCUGUUUAACACAGACAGCUCUAUACUGCCUCCAGCGGGUGAACUCCAGCAGUGUUUCUCAUGGCACCUCGGUUGCUAGGUUAUCCUGUUAAAAACAUCCCAUCCGAAGCCCACUUUCGUUUUCCUUAAAUUCGCAUAAAUUCACCCCCGCCCCCACAAAUAUUAUUAUUAAUAUUUAACAAUAACUUGAUUUUUAAAUUAUUUUUAUGAAGCGCAAUUGAUGUAGUCACUCCCUCCGCCUCACGUCACCCGGAUCGAUAAAUUGCUGCCUCGGACGCUAACUUGCAUUCAUCAUGGAGGAGCGUCCAUUCCUCUAACCGGAGCUUCCGAGGGGCCCGAGAGCUGAGCCGAUGUCUGGCCGGUGAAGGUGCACCAGGCACGGGCAGGAGGGGAGGGCGAUGUCCGGGAGGGAGGAUGCAGCAUCCUGCUAGCCGGAGAGAGCACCACUGAUGACUGGCUGUUUUGCUCACGACGAUCCACGGUGGGAGGCAACAUGGCCGGGAAGGUGAAGUGGGUGACAGAUAUUGAGAAGUCAGUGCUCAUCAACAACUUUGAGAAGAGGGAGUGGAUUCAAGUGACGGAAAAUGAUGACUGGAAUUUUUACUGGAUGAGCAUCCAGACCAUCCGCAACGUGUUUAGCGUGGACACGGGCUACCGGUUGACCGACGAGCAGAUGGUCAACCACUUCCCCAACCACUACGAGCUGACCAGGAAGGACCUGAUGAUCAAGAACAUCAAGCGCUACCGCAAGGAGCUGGAGAAGGAAAGUAGCCCGCUGGCCGAGAAGGACGACAACGGGAAGCACAUCCAUCUCGAUUUCGUCCCCGUGACGUUCAUGCUCCCGGCGGAUUAUAAUCUCUUUGUGGAGGAGUUCCGCAAGAACCCGUCCAGCACGUGGAUCAUGAAGCCGUGCGGGAAGGCGCAGGGCAAAGGCAUCUUCCUCAUCAACAAACUGGCCCAGAUCAAAAAGUGGUCGCGGGACAGCCGGACGUCCACGUUCGUGGCGGCCUCCAGUGGCAAGGAGGCCUACGUCAUCUCCCUCUACAUCGACAAUCCGCUUCUGAUCGGUGGGAAAAAGUUUGACCUGCGUCUCUACGUGCUGGUCACCACGUAUCGGCCGCUCAAAUGCUACAUGUACAAGCUGGGUUUCUGUAGGUUCUGCACGGUGAAGUACACGCCGAGCACAAGCGAGCUGGACAACAUGUUUGUGCACCUCACCAAUGUGGCCAUCCAGAAACACGGAGACGACUACAACCACGUCCACGGUGGCAAGUGGACGGUCAACAAUCUGCGUCUGUACCUGGAGAGCACCAGAGGCGAGGAGGUGACCAGUCGCCUCUUUGACCAGAUCCAGUGGAUCGUGGUGCAGUCCUUAAAGGCUGUAGCUCCUGUGAUGAACAAUGACAAACAUUGUUUUGAGUGUUACGGUUAUGACAUCAUCAUCGAUGACAAGCUCAAGCCGUGGCUCAUCGAGGUCAACGCGUCCCCGUCGCUGACAUCCAGCACGGCCAACGACCGCAUCCUCAAGUACAACCUCAUCAACGACACCCUCAACAUCGUCACGCCCAACGGGGAGAUGCCGGACAGCCGCUGGAACCGCAGCCCGCCGAGAGACGCCCUGGGGAACUACGAACUUCUGUACGACGAAGAGCAGGCGCAGGGCGAAAACGACCGGAGCCGAGCCGGUCACUCGUUGGGGUCAAAGGGCGCCAAGGGCAGCUCCGCCGUCCGCCCUGCUGCGGCCACCUGGAAGUGACACACUUUUUAACAUCAUUACACAUCAUGGACUCCAAAACAAAGUAUUUUUUUGUGUGUUUUAUGUUGGAUUGUGCCUCAUUUUACCUACAACUGCUAUUGUGGAAUGUCAUUUUAUUUGCCCGCUACCAAUGCAUCUGCUUUACAAAAUAUAACAUUUUAAUUCAACACGCUUUCGGGUCUUAUCACUUCAGCAUGGUUAAAAAAAAAAAAUAAAAAAAAAAAAGGGGGAAAUGUUGUGUUGUUUUGGUGUCAUGGCCCUUUAAAAAUGUCAACACUGGCUUGUUUAGUCAGUGCGGUUAUUUGCUUAAAUACUCAA
Messenger RNA from Phycodurus eques (leafy seadragon), 2374 nucleotides. RefSeq names its product tubulin tyrosine ligase-like family, member 1 (gene ttll1). Gene Ontology annotation, molecular function: tubulin-glutamic acid ligase activity; tubulin binding. The transcript has 10 exons. Bases 794 to 2056 code for a protein of 420 amino acids. NCBI's taxonomy places the organism in Eukaryota, Metazoa, Chordata, Actinopteri, Syngnathiformes, Syngnathidae. The record is from RefSeq and is a predicted model, not a curated record. Gene Ontology annotation, cellular component: cilium. Gene Ontology annotation, biological process: microtubule cytoskeleton organization; protein polyglutamylation.